CUUUGGUGUGGGCAGCAACAUGUACUUUAGUUGUCAUAAUUUGGGUAAACAUUGGUACUUCGUUUUAAACAGCGAUGAUAGUCCUAUUGCUCGCGGUCGAAUUUCUGCUUCUCAACAAGGCCGAGCCCUACAUGCCCCAUUCUACAAACUUGUGCUCAAUCAAAUACAUGGACGGAUGGGAGUUCUUUAUGCAGAACAUGACAUACGUCAUGUUGAAAAGGACCUACAGCGUUCCAGGUGGCAUCAACGACUCUAUGUGUGUCAUGGCUCCAUAUCAUCCAAGAAUAAACCUCACAAGACAUGUUAUGAACAAGACUUUCACAUACCGAAACAUGAGUUCCACGUAUAAACUCUUCCCCAAUGUUUCUUUCUGGCCCAUAGGGAAACUUCAUCUUGAGUUUCGAAGUGAAACACCUUAUAUCUCAGGAGUUAAGCCGAGAGGACGUAAGGACUACAAUUACGUGGGCUCUUCAAUUUUGAUGUCUUGGUUUGGGUACUCGCUUCCUGCACCACAAUGGCAUUUUAUUUACUGUGACCAGUAUUGCGCUGUUGUACGAGUGCUUUCUGAGACACAUGAUGGUCGCGGUGCACGUGGUGGCCGCUGGAAUCGGUGUGAGCAAUGGAUUAGAUUUGACAAGAAAAUGAGGGGAAACAAAGCAGAUAAAUUCACAGAUACGAGCAACUGUGACAGUCACUUCGAGGCAGUAUGCGACACAACAUCCACAGAACAGGUUUACAAUGAGCAAUAUUGUGCUUCGACAUUAUGAAGUUGUUUCUAGUAAAGACUACUAAAAUUCCU
Molecule: messenger RNA, 799 nt
Organism: Dermacentor silvarum
Lineage: Eukaryota; Metazoa; Arthropoda; Arachnida; Ixodida; Ixodidae
Exons: 5
Coding region: 75-767 (230 amino acids)
Biological process (GO): symbiont-mediated perturbation of host defenses
Molecular function (GO): amine binding
Source: RefSeq, a predicted model, not a curated record